AUGGCUACUGAAUCUUUCGUCACCCUUCUAUUAUUUGCAUCUGCCCGGGAUGCUAUCCCCGAUGAACCUCAAUCGCUGGAGCUCCCCCUGCCUCACGUCGAAUAUGAAACGAGCUCUACAGUGAAGACUGUACGAGAGUCUCUGAAAACUCUUGCAUUGUCAAAUGGAUGGGUAAAAUUUCUCGAUGUACUCGAUCGAUCAUUAUUCGCUGUAGAUGACCAGAUGGCUCCGCUGGAACAGGAAGCCAACAUUGCCGUUCAUGCCCAUCAUCUCUUGGCUGUCAUCCCUCCUUGCAGGAUGACAUAUGAAGGAGCCAUUGUAUGA
Messenger RNA from Melampsora larici-populina 98AG31, 324 nucleotides. RefSeq lists its product as uncharacterized. The coding region runs from base 1 to 324 and encodes 107 amino acids. The transcript is spliced from 3 exons. The record is from RefSeq and is a predicted model, not a curated record. Lineage: Eukaryota; Fungi; Basidiomycota; Pucciniomycetes; Pucciniales; Melampsoraceae.